Molecule: messenger RNA, 4827 nt
Organism: Castor canadensis (American beaver)
Lineage: Eukaryota; Metazoa; Chordata; Mammalia; Rodentia; Castoridae
Source: RefSeq, a predicted model, not a curated record
AUGAAGAUACUCUGGCCAGAAAGGCCCCUCACCCUGCCUCCUGGCAUUGUGCCCAGGUUGGGACAACCUCAGGAAGACUUGGUCACAUGUCAGGUGGUCAGGCUGGUAGUGGGCGCCCCGCUGGAAACCAACGGCCACCAGAAGACAGGAGAUGUGUACAAGUGUCCGGUCACCCAGGGCAACUGCACCAAGCUCAAUCUGGGGAGGGUCACCCUGUCCAAUGUGUCUGAGCGGAAGGACAACAUGCGUCUUGGCCUGAGCCUUGCCACCAACCCCAAGGACAACAGCUUCCUGGCCUGCAGUCCCCUCUGGUCUCACGAGUGUGGAAGCUCUUACUACACCACAGGGAUGUGCUCACGAGUCAACUCCAACUUCAGGUUCUCCAAGACUGUGGCUCCAGCUCUCCAAAGGUGCCAGACCUACAUGGACAUCAUCAUUGUCCUGGAUGGCUCCAACAGCAUCUACCCAUGGGUGGAGGUUCAACACUUCCUCAUCAACAUCCUGAAGAAGUUUUACAUCGGCCCAGGGCAGAUCCAGGUCGGAGUGGUUCAGUACGGAGAAGACGCAGUGCACGAGUUUCACCUCAAUGACUACAGGUCUGUCAAAGACGUGGUAGAGGCCGCCAGCCACAUCGAGCAGAGAGGAGGAACAGAGACUCGGACAGCAUUUGGCAUUGAAUUUGCUCGCUCGGAGGCUUUUCAGAAGGGUGGAAGGAAAGGAGCCAAGAAAGUGAUGAUUGUCAUCACAGAUGGGGAGUCCCACGACAGCCCUGACCUGGAGAAGGUGAUCCAGCAAAGCGAGAAAGACAACGUAACCAGAUAUGCUGUGGCUGUCCUGGGUUACUACAACCGCAGGGGGAUCAAUCCAGAAACUUUCCUCAAUGAGAUCAAAUACAUCGCCAGUGACCCGGAUGACAAGCACUUCUUCAAUGUCACUGACGAGGCGGCCUUGAAGGACAUUGUUGAUGCCCUAGGAGAGCGCAUCUUCAGCCUGGAAGGCACCAACAAGAAUGAGACGUCCUUUGGGCUGGAGAUGUCACAGACGGGCUUCUCUUCCCACGUGGUGGAGGAUGGGGUUCUGCUAGGAGCUGUUGGCGCCUACGACUGGAAUGGGGCCGUGCUGAAGGAGACGAGUGGUGGCAAGCUCAUUCCCUACCGAGAGUCCUACCUGAAGGAGUUCCCCGAGGAGCUCAAGAACCACGGCGCAUACCUGGGGUACACGGUGACGUCAGUCGUGUCCUCCAGGCAGGGACGGGUGUACGUGGCCGGAGCCCCCCGGUUCAACCACACAGGCAAAGUCAUCCUGUUCACCAUGCACAACAACCGCAGCCUCACCAUCCACCAGGCUCUGCGAGGCGAGCAGAUAGGCUCCUAUUUUGGGAGUGAGAUCACCUCGGUAGACACCAAUGAUGACAAUGUGACAGACGUCCUGCUGGUGGGAGCCCCCAUGUACUUCAGUGAGGGCCGUGAGAGGGGCAAGGUGUAUGUCUACAACCUGAGACAGAACCGGUUUGUUUAUAACGGAACACUGAAGGAUUCCCACAGCUACCAGAAUGCACGGUUUGGGUCAUCCAUCGCCUCCGUCCGAGACCUCAAUCAAGACUCCUUCAAUGACGUGGUGGUAGGGGCCCCACUGGAGGACGACCACAGGGGGGCCAUCUAUAUCUUCCAUGGCUUCCAGGGCAGCAUUCUGAAGAGGCCCAAGCAGAGAAUCCCUGCAACGGAGCUGGCCCCUGGCCUCCAGUACUUCGGCUGCAGCCUACACGGACAGCUGGACCUGAAUGACGAUGGGCUCGUGGAUCUGGCCGUGGGGGCCCUGGGCAGCGCUGUCGUUGUAUGGGCCCGGCCUGUGGUGCAGAUCAACGCCAGCCUCCACUUCGAGCCCGCCAAGAUCAACAUCUUCCAUAAGGACUGCAAGCGCAGUGGCAGGAGCGCCACCUGCCUGGCCGCCUUCCUCUGCUUCACGCCCAUUUUCCUGGCACCCUACUUCCAAAUGGCCACUGUCGGCAUCAGGUACAAUGCCAGCAUGGAUGAGAGGCGGUAUAUGCCAAGGGCCCACCUGGAUGAGGGCGGGGACCAGUUCACCAACAGAGCUAUCCUGCUGUCCUCUGGCCAGGAGCACUGUCAGCGAAUCAACUUCCACGUCCUGGACACUGCUGACUACGUGAAGCCCAUAGCGUUCUCAGUCGAGUACUCACUGGAAGACCCCGAGCACGGCCCCAUGCUGGAUGACGGCUGGCCCACGACACUCAGAGUUUCGGUGCCUUUCUGGAACGGCUGCAAUGAGGAUGAGCGCUGCGUCCCCAACCUUGUGCUGGAUGCCCGGAGUGACCUGCCCACGGCCAUGGAGUACUGUCAGUGGGUGCUGAGGAGGUCUGUGCAGGAUUGUUCAGCAUACACACUGUCCUUCGACACCACUGUGUUCAUCAUUGGAAGCACACGCAGGCGCGUGGCAGUGGAGGCCACACUGGAGAACAGGGGUGAGAAUGCCUACAGCACGGUCCUCAACAUCUCCCAGUCCGCAAAUCUGCAAUUUGCCAGCUUGAUCCAGAAGGAUGACUCCGACAGCAGCAUCGAGUGCGUGAAUGAGGAGAGGAGGCUGCACAAGAAAGUCUGCAAUGUCAGCUACCCCUUCUUCAGAGCCAAGGCCAAGGUGGCUUUCCGUCUGGACUUCGAGUUCAGCAAGACAGUCUUCCUCCACCACCUGCAGAUCCAGCUCAGCUCCGGCAGUGACAGUGACGAGCAGGACAGCACCAAGGAAGACAACUCGGCUCUCCUGAGCUUCCACCUCAAAUACGAGGCCGACAUCCUCUUCACCAGGAGCAGCAGCCUGAGCCACUAUGAGGUCAAGGCCAACAGCUCGCUGGAGAGAUAUAAUGGUAUCGGACCUCCAUUCAGCUGCAUUUUCAAAGUGCAGAACCUGGGCUUUUUCCCCAUCCACGGGGUGAUGAUGAAGAUAACAGUCCCCAUCGCCACCCGGGGUGGCAACCGCCUGCUGACCCUGAGGGACUUCCUCACUGACCAGGUGAACAUGUCCUGUAACACCUGGGGGAACAACACUGAGUACCGGACCACCCCAACUGAGGAAGACUUGACUCGUGCGUCACAGCUGAACCACAGCAACUCUGACGUGGUCUCCAUCGACUGCCACGUGAGGCUGGCCCCCAACCAGGAAGUCAGCUUCCACCUGCUGGGGAACCUGUGGCUGAGGUCCCUGAAGGCCCUCAAGUACAGGUCUCUGAAGAUCACGGUCAAUGCAGCCCUGCAGAGGCAGUUCCACAGCCCUUUCAUCUUCCGUGAGGAGGACCCCAGCCGCCAGGUCACGUUUGAGAUCUCCAAGCAGGAAGACUGGCAGAUCCCCAUUUGGAUCAUUGUGGGUAGCACGCUGGGGGGCCUCCUGCUGCUGACCCUGCUGGUGCUGGCACUGUGGAAGCUCGGCUUCUUUAAAAGUGCCAAGCACAGGAGGGAGCCGGGCCCCACUCCCAAAGCACUGGAGUGAGGCCCCAACGGAGGAUUUGAGUUGAUGGGCCGGACACCAGUCCGGGCGGUGUGCAGGCCCAGGCCCAUGGCCCUGCUGAGCUGGAACAGAGGACACCAGCAGGCUUUGCACUUGGCCUCAUCUUCUGAGCGAUGCCACCUGCUCCCUCUGGGAUGGACCUCAAGCUGGAGUUAAGAGGAGCCUACUGGGAGGCUGGGACGCCUCCAAUACAGAUCCCUAGGGACUUAAGGGAACCCCUCCAAGGGCCCCCCAAGGCUCCCCCAGGCUCUGUGGAGUGAAUUUGCUGCCAUACACACUUAAGGUGCUAGGAAUUUGUAGUCAUGCCCACCUCCAAAGAAACCCUGGGAGAAAGCCUGUAAAUAUAAACCCACUCCACACACUCUGUCCAAACAUCUAAUUCCAGAAGGACCCAUGACAACAGGUCCGACUUCUUCAACACACCUUCCCACCUCUCUCACCCAUUUGUUUUGCUCCCAAGUCAUAGCCACCCUUCCCCAUAGAUAGGCCCCGAAGCUCCCUGUGAGUGAACCCAAGCCCUUAGGUCUGCAGGCCAGGGAUGAAGAGCUCUGGGAGGCAGAGACUGCAAGAUGGGCAGUGGGACCUGGUAUGCUGAGCCCGUCCUGACAUCAGGGAGCAGCAGGCUCCCCACCACAUGUCACACUGGGCACCAACCCCACACUCCCCCACCUGCUGUCAGCAUCCUGGCUGCCUUCCUCCCGGCUGCUUUUGUUCCUGGGGACCUCCGGAGCUUGUGGAUAACCCAGUCCCUUGGGCUCCGCAUUCCCACUGUCUUCUGCAGCAGCCUUCCCCUGCUUGGACACACUGGCCUGGCUGCAGCCAGGGCCCAGGGUUAAGGGUGGGAAGCCUCCCCUCCCUGCAUUGGCCCCUACGCGCGCACGCGCGCACACACACACACGCACCCACACACAGGAGAAGGGCUCAGGAGGUGCAGCACAGGGGCCCUCUCUGCAGUGCACUGAUCAAAGCCCCUGCAAGGACCCUCAGAGCCUGUGCAGCCUCCGAAGUAGACAUCUCAUCUGCCAGGCCUGCGGGACUCGUGAUAGGACCAACAAUGGCACCCCAAGGACAAGGGCAUGCUGGGUGCCCAGCGGAGUAACUUAUGCUAUAAUCCUUUUUGAGGUAGAGAUGAAAGAGGGGCAUGUCAAAAGCACCUGUCCCUCCCCCCUGCCCCGUGCAUAGUAUGACCUUCACUGUGGUAGAGAAUUUUCAGAAAUUAAAAAAGUGUUCUAAAACCACCAGGGUGCUGUAUCCCAUUCUGCGACAGCACUGUCUCAUGGAGCCACAUCUGCUCUGAAGAGGAGGUGGGUA